UCCUAACUUUCUCCACCCCCAACCCCACGCUUGCUGAUCACAACCCCAGGCUGCAACCACAGAGCAUUUUAGUGCUCCUGAGCCUUCUGAAGUUUCACCUGGGUUGCAGUCCUCAGCCAUUAACCUUUGUGUGGCAGUGCCCUUUUGAACUUAUCUGUAAAAAUGAAUCCAGUUGUUACCCAGCCAGGAUAUGGCAUGGGGGGUACUGUGAUGACGAGUGACUGGCAAACUGGCGCAUUUGACUGCUGCGGUGACAUAGGGAUUUGCCUUUGUGGAACUUUCUUUCCCCUGUGUCUGUCAUGUCAGAUUGCCUCUGACAUGAAUGAAUGCUGCCUGUGUGGAGCAAGUGUCGCCAUGAGGACCAAGUAUCGAACUCGAUACGGCAUCCCGGGAUCUAUUUGCAGUGAUUUCUUAAUGCUGUCUUGUUUCCCUCAAUGUGUCCUUUGUCAACUCAAACGAGAUAUUGAGAAAAGAAAAGAAAUGAAUGCUUUCUAAAAGAUGCUUGGUAAAAUUUACUUUGUGGUGAAAGAAAAUGCUGGAAUGAAACACAACUUUUAUUAAAUGCUAUCUCAUCUCAAAUCUUAGAAAUUAAUUCAAUUAAUCAUCUGGUUUCACAUGGCUUCAAAAUAUUUCAAUUUGCAGUUUAUUUUGAAAAAUAUUUCCAGUCCUGUUCUCUAAAAUGACUGCCAUUAAAACAAUUAAUUUCCUCAAUAAUUUUUAUGUCUUUUAAUACUGCUUCAUGGGAAAUUACAAUAUUCUUCUUUUAAAAAUGAACCCAAGGUUGUCUAAAUGUCAACGUUGAAUAAUGGGUACAUGGAGAUUCUCUAUUCUAUUUUUCUACCUUUAUAUAUGUUUGAAAAUGUCCACAAUAAAAGAUUUUUUAAAAUGUUA
This is a messenger RNA of Rhinolophus ferrumequinum (greater horseshoe bat), 891 nucleotides long. RefSeq names its product placenta associated 8 (gene PLAC8). Gene Ontology annotation, biological process: positive regulation of transcription by RNA polymerase II. The coding region runs from base 163 to 495 and encodes 110 amino acids. Lineage: Eukaryota; Metazoa; Chordata; Mammalia; Chiroptera; Rhinolophidae. The transcript is spliced from 5 exons. The record is from RefSeq and is a predicted model, not a curated record.